Molecule: messenger RNA, 1515 nt
Organism: Penicillium coprophilum
Lineage: Eukaryota; Fungi; Ascomycota; Eurotiomycetes; Eurotiales; Aspergillaceae
Product: putative MFS transporter
Exons: 8
Coding region: 1-1515 (504 amino acids)
Biological process (GO): dipeptide transport; tripeptide transport; allantoate transport
Cellular component (GO): plasma membrane
Molecular function (GO): dipeptide transmembrane transporter activity; allantoate transmembrane transporter activity
Source: RefSeq, a predicted model, not a curated record
AUGGCCUCGCACAAAGAAGUUGAAGCGGGGGCAUCGCCUGUUAUUCUAUCAACUGUUUCAUCAGAGCGGGACGAGAACUAUGAAUUUUACAAACGGCAUCAAGGUCUGGAAUACACAGCAGAAGAAGCCAAGAGGGUUCUGCGCAAAAUUGAUAUACGCCUCAUUCCUUUACUGUUCCUAAUCUACAUGCUGCAGUAUCUGGACAAAAACAGCAUCAACUUCGCGUCCGUCUACGGCUUAAAGCAAGGAACACACCUGAAAGGACAACAGUAUUCAUGGCUCAGCUCCAUUUUCUACUUCGGAUAUCUCAUUGCGCAAUGGCCUGCCGGAUUAGCAUUGCAAAAGUUACCUGUUGGCAAGUUCCUUGCCAUCACCACAUUGAUAUGGGGUGGGUUGCUCAUGACAACACCUGCGUGUUACAACUUUGCUGGAAUCGCAAUCAACCGCUUUCUUUUAGGAAUGGUUGAAGCAGUUGUAACUCCCGGAUUUGUUCUUAUGACCGGCAUGUGGUAUACAUCUGAGGAACAACCACUGAGACUAGAGGCAUGGUAUUGCACUAAUGGCAUUGCCACGAUGUUUGGAGGCCUCAUUGGCUAUGCAGUUGGGCAUAUCACCACUGGACUUCCGCGAUGGAUGUAUGUUUUCCUCAUCUUUGGAGCGUUUUCCGUCGCGGUAGGCGCUAUUGCCCUAGUCUUCCUCCCCGAUCUUCCUUCAACUGCCAGAUUUCUCAGCGACCGGGAGCGAGCUAUUGCUGUUGAACGUGUUGCUAUCAACCGGCAAGGCGUUAAGAGUAGUCAAUUCAAAUGGUAUCAGGUCCGACAAGCAGCCGAAGAUCCGAAGACCUGGCUUUUAUUCAUCAUGGCAAUUGGUGCACAAGUCCCGAAUUCGGCAUUAACCAGUUUUACUUCCAUCAUCGUCGGAACUUUCGGAUUUGAUGUUCUUGGAACUCAAUAUCUGCAAAUUCCCGGCGGUGCUGUUCAGUUCAUCACGCUCCUUAUGGGCGGUUAUAUUGCAACAAAGUUCGAUGGCAAGUUUCAUUCACGAUCUGCAUGCAUGAUAUUUGCCUGCACGGUUUGUAUUAUCGGAUCAGGGCUUCUUGUCGGCCUACCAAACACUAACAAAUGGGGUCGCCUUGUUGCACUUUGGCUAUGCUAUUUUCAAGGCUUGGGAUUCAGCAUGAGUCUGACGAUUGUUAGCUCCAACAUUGCUGGAUACACUAAAAAGCAAGUGACUGGUGCUCUGUUAUUCACUGGAUACUGCGUGGGAAAUAUAAUUGGACCUCAGACUUUCAAGUCCAGCGAAGCCCCUGGGUACCACAGUGCUUACAUUGCGAUGCUUGCUGGAUAUUCAGUAAAGCUGGUCUGUAUUGUCGCUUUGUAUGUUUACAUGUACCUUGAGAACAAGCGUCGGGACCGUGAAGUAAUGGACGGUCAAGAGAUCGAGACAGAAGGUGUUGAAAACGGCAUGCUAGACAAAACUGAGAUCGACAACAAAGCGUUUAGAUACGUUCUGUAA